This is a messenger RNA of Sardina pilchardus (European sardine), 3490 nucleotides long. It is a transcript of the gene sec23b, whose product is annotated as SEC23 homolog B, coat complex II component. The coding region runs from base 181 to 2544 and encodes 787 amino acids. The transcript is spliced from 19 exons. Gene Ontology annotation, cellular component: endoplasmic reticulum exit site; COPII vesicle coat. Gene Ontology annotation, molecular function: zinc ion binding; GTPase activator activity. The record is from RefSeq and is a predicted model, not a curated record. Lineage: Eukaryota; Metazoa; Chordata; Actinopteri; Clupeiformes; Clupeidae. Gene Ontology annotation, biological process: COPII-coated vesicle cargo loading; COPII-coated vesicle budding; endoplasmic reticulum to Golgi vesicle-mediated transport.
ACAGCGGAGAAGAAACCGGUCGGGUUGAGCCCGGUUGAGCGCAGUUGCCAGCCGAAAUUUCAUUGCCCAUCUGCUUAUUUUAGUGCAGAUGUGAUUGAUAUACAACAGAAGAUACAUUUCAAUUAUUUAUUGCCGUUUGGAUUUACGGAUUCAUUCCAGUUCUCUACUUAUUUCACCACAAUGGACGCGCAACAGCAACAACAACAACAACAACAGCAGCAGCAACAACAGCAGCAGGCUGCCUCGAUGACCUACCAGGAGUUCAUCCAGCAGAACGAGGACCGCGAUGGCGCGCGCUUCAGCUGGAACCUGUGGCCGUCCAGUCGCCUGGAGGCCACGAGGCUGGUGGUGCCCGUCUCCUGCCUCUUCACGCCGCUCAAGGAGCGGCCCGACCUGCCGCCCGUCCAGUACGAGCCCGUGCUGUGCAGCCGCGCCAACUGCAAGGCGGCGCUCAACCCGCUCUGCCAAGUGGACUACCGAGCCAAAAUAUGGGCCUGCAACUUCUGCUUCCAAAGAAAUCCAUUCCCUCCAUCCUACGCUGGCAUCUCCGAGGUGAACCAGCCCGCUGAGCUCAUGCCGCAGUUCUCCACCAUCGAGUACAUCGUGCAGCGCGGCCCGGCGUCCCCGCUGAUCUUCCUGUACGUGGUGGACACGUGUCUGGAGGAGGAGGACCUGCAGGCGCUGCGCGAGUCGCUGCAGAUGUCGCUGAGCCUGCUGCCGCCCAACGCCCUGGUGGGCCUCAUCACCUUCGGCCGCAUGAUCCAGGUGCACGAGCUCAGCUGCGAGGGCAUCGCCAAGAGCUACGUCUUCCGCGGCACCAAGGAGCUCACGCCCAAACAGAUCCAGGAGAUGCUGGGCUUGAUGAAGCCGGCCGCCUCCGGGCAGCAGGGCCGACCGCUCAAUCCGCCGGACACGACCGCCUCCUGCAGGUUCCUGCAGCCGGUGCACAAGGUGGACAUGAACCUGACCGACCUGCUGGGCGAGCUCCAGAGGGAUCCGUGGCCGGUGCCCCAGGGCAAACGUCCGCUGCGCUCCACUGGCGUCGCCCUCUCCAUCGCCGUCGGCCUGCUGGAGGGCACGUUCCCCAACACUGGCGCUCGCGUGAUGCUGUUCACCGGCGGCCCCCCCACCCAGGGCCCUGGCAUGGUGGUCGGGGACGAGCUGAAGACGCCCAUCCGCUCCUGGCACGACAUCCAGAAGGACAACGCCCGCCACCUGAAGAAGGCCACCAAGUACUACGAGGCACUGUCCCACCGCGCGGCAGAUAAUGGCCACAGCAUGGACAUCUACGCCUGUGCACUGGACCAGACGGGACUGUUGGAGAUGAAGUGCUGUGCUAACCUGACCGGAGGCCACGUUGUGAUGGGCGACUCCUUCAACACGUCGCUGUUCAAGCAGACCUUCCAGCGCGUCUUCAACAAGGACUACAACUCCGAGUUCCGCAUGGCCUUCGGAGCCACCCUGGAGGUCAAGACCUCCCGCGAGCUGAAAGUGGCCGGAGCUAUCGGCCCCUGCGUCUCUCUCCAAGCCAAGGGGCCAGGCGUCUCGGAAAACGAGAUGGGCGUAGGCGGCACCACCCAGUGGAAGGUGUGCAGUCUAACCCCGGCCACCACCUUGGGCAUAUUCUUCGAAGUUGUCAACCAGCAUAACGCCCCCAUCCCUCAAGGAGGCCGAGGAGCCGUCCAGUUCAUCACUCAGUACCAGCACUCCAACAUGCAGAAGAGGAUCAGGGUCACCACCGUGGCCAGGAACUGGGCGGACGCGCAGUCCCAGAUCCAGCACAUCGAGUCCUCGUUCGACCAGGAGGCCUCGGCGGUGCUCAUGGCGCGCCUGGGCGUGUUCCGGGCGGAGACGGAGGAGGGGCCCGACGUGCUGCGCUGGCUGGACAGGCAGCUGAUUCGCCUGUGUCAGAAAUUUGGCCAGUACAAUAAGGAUGACCCCACUUCCUUCAGGCUCUCGCAGUCCCUCUCCCUUUACCCACAGUUCAUGUUCCACCUGAGGCGAUCGCCGUUCCUGCAGGUGUUCAACAACAGCCCGGACGAGUCGUCCUACUACCGGCACCACUUCAUGCGCCAGGACCUGACCCAGUCGCUCAUCAUGAUCCAGCCCAUCCUCUACUCCUACUCCUUCUACGGACCCCCAGAGCCUGUGCUGUUGGACAGCAGCAGUAUCCUCCCUGACCGCAUCCUGCUCAUGGACACCUUCUUCCAGCUGGUCAUCUUCCAUGGAGAGACCAUUGCCCAGUGGAGGAAGGCCAAGUACCAGGAGAUGGCCGAGUACGAGAACUUCAAGCAGCUGCUGCAGGCGCCGCUGGACGACGCGCAGGAGAUCCUGCAGACGCGCUUCCCCAUGCCGCGCUACGUGGACACGGAACACGGCGGCUCGCAGGCGCGCUUCCUGCUCUCCAAGGUCAACCCGUCGCAGACCCACAACAACCUCUACGGCUGGGGCCAGGAGUCUGGCGCCCCCAUCCUCACAGACGACGUCAGUCUGCAAGUGUUCAUGGACCACCUCAAGAAGCUGGCCGUGUCCAGCUCUGCCUAAACACCCCCUUCCCAGCCUUGGACCAAAUGAAUGGAGUGCAUGAGGAUGUGUGCGUGCGUGUGUGUGCGUGUGCGUGUGUGUACGUGUGUGUACAUCUAUAUGUAUGUGUGUGUGUGUGUGUGAGUGAGAGAGAAUGAGUGAGUGAGUGGGUGAAGUAGAUUGCAAAGUGUGAUUGUCCUUAGUUAAGGUGGAUCCUGUAUUAACAUUUCCAUUAUCGAAGGAAAAAAAAACCUUUCUUAUCUGGAAAGGCAUGUUUGUUCGUUUGUGUUUUUCCUGUUUGUCCUUUGAAAUGUCUACUGAAACUUCAUACUGUACCUCAGAUGAAUUACUGGUAGUGAUUUUUUUGUUUUUGUUUUAACUGUUAUAUAUUUUUUGUUAACAUUCCACGGAACUGGAUGAUUAUGAUGAUUUAUGUGUUUGUUUUGUGUCCUUUUUAAUUUGUGCCUGUUUCUCCGUGACCCCAGCCACUUAAACAAAUUGUUCCAACGAUUGCUUUAAUGUUCUGAUGAAUGAAUGUCGAUAGUGUAGAGAUGAAAUUAUAUGAGAUGACGUAGAAAGACUGAUUGUUCGAUGAAGAACGUUUGGAGUUGGCAAAGUCCUUGCCGUGUUGCUUUCCACCUCAGUCAUUCCACUUUUCUAUGAAAACCAUGUUUUUCUGACCCCUGUCUCCCCCUAACUAGUGAAUGCCCAAAUAUGUGGAACUGCAACCACUGCACCCACCCAUAUUACUGGGUGAGAUGCAUUAAUACUUAGCUAUAAGAGGAUGACCAGCACCUUUGUAUUAGUCUUCUUCCAGUCGUUAAUAAUAUUUAAGAGUCUGAAAAGAACCGUGUUGUUGGUACACUGUUUAUUAAUUAGCCUUUUAAUACUGUAAAGGGAAUGUUAAUUUGUCCAGACCUGACCAUGUAUGUCACAAUACUAUGCAUAAAGUUUAUGUCAAAAAAUA